This is a messenger RNA of Nymphaea colorata (pocket water lily), 625 nucleotides long. RefSeq lists its product as uncharacterized. Bases 149 to 352 code for a protein of 67 amino acids. The transcript has 2 exons. The record is from RefSeq and is a predicted model, not a curated record. Lineage: Eukaryota; Viridiplantae; Streptophyta; Magnoliopsida; Nymphaeales; Nymphaeaceae.
GUGAACGUACCACAUGAGAUACUGCAACCCCCUUUUUAAUUCUCUGCCACUUCACGCGGAUCUUGUCUUAGUUUUGCUGGGCACAGAUUCUCGUUCACUGCCUAUUUAGCACCAUGGAGGCUUAGAGCUGCUUCACCAUAGAAGUUCUAUGGCGACUUGGGUGCACACAAUCACGUAUCCCUUGAGGAAGGCCCGCAGUUUCUUCUCAUCUGCUAAGAACAGGAAGACUCAUUCAGAGUGCCAAAUAAAACAGUUGGAUCUCCACGGGGAAGUCAUGGCAUGCGCCUAUGAGGAUGUCCAGGUGAUGUGGUCGAUGCUGAAGGAGUCCAGAUCAUGCAUUGCCCAGUCCUGAGAUGAAGCAUGCCAUCACAAAAUGUAUCUAUCAUCUAGGUUUUUUCAAUCCACUGUGUAAAUAUGGGGCAUUUGAGGUCUGAAUCAGAUGCCUUGUAGCAGCAGUUAGGCUUUGCAUCUUUGGUAUCCACAUGAUGCAAGAACAUCAUGGUGAGAUUUUGUUGCAAAGACUUUUAAACAUGUAGGUACUUUUCCGGUCUCUUGUUUUCUGAGAUCAGAGAAAUGUUGAGGUAUCUUAUUGUGGAUCAGUUGUAUGCUAGCAUGGCAUGGCGAU